Molecule: messenger RNA, 1211 nt
Organism: Oncorhynchus gorbuscha (pink salmon)
Lineage: Eukaryota; Metazoa; Chordata; Actinopteri; Salmoniformes; Salmonidae
Product: phospholipid phosphatase-related protein type 5-like
Exons: 5
Biological process (GO): phospholipid dephosphorylation; phospholipid metabolic process; signal transduction
Molecular function (GO): phosphatidate phosphatase activity
Source: RefSeq, a predicted model, not a curated record
CUACAGAUCCUGGUAGGGGAGCUGCUGGCGUUCUUUCUGAAGGCUGAGGGGACGCAAGAGAAGACCAUAGUGACAGCAGACUGCUGCUACUUCAACCCCCUGCUGCGACGCAUCGUCCGCUUCCUAGGGGUGUUCUCCUUCGGCCUGUUCACCACCACCAUCUUUGCCAACGCGGGUCAGGUGGUGACAGGAAACCAGACGCCUCACUUCCUGUCUGCCUGCCGGCCUAACUACACGGCCCUGGGGUGCACAUCCAACAUGCAGUACAUCACCCAGCCCCGUGCCUGCACUGGAAACCCCCUGGUAGUGGCAUCCGCACGCAAAUCCUUCCCUUCCAAGGACGCAGCCCUCAGUGUCUACUCUGCAGUCUACACUGUGAUGUAUGUGACGCUGGUAUUCCGGACCAAAGGCACUCGGCUGACCAAGCCUACGGUCAGCCUGACCCUGCUAUGCCUGGCCAUGCUGGUGGGAGUGGUCAAGGUGGCAGAGUACCGCAACCACUGGGCUGACGUCCUGGCCGGCUUCUUCACUGGAGGAGCCAUCGCUGUGUUUCUGGUGACGUGUGUGAUCAACAACUUCCAGCAGACGAGGCCCCCUCCCCUUCCCCCGCGACCCCAGCGCCCUGAGUCGGUGCUAGGCAUGCCCAUGGUGGCUCUGCCCUGUGUGGAGAGUCCACUCGAAAAACUCCGAGGGGGUCUCCUUUCACAGAGAUCACAUGACCAUCAGCCGUAUCGGUUCCCCGCCACCCCAGAUGUCCUCAUUCCGUCUCGCUCCAUUUCCAGCGAAGUCUAGACCAGCCACACGAACGUGAACACUCACACGAACACCACUGCGCCGCCCACCCGGCAGGCCGCUACUCCACCCUCUACAGAUCCUACUCCACGCAGGUCUAGGCUUUCAAAACACACGCACACAAGCACAACACACACAGCAUACUCGGACCUCUACGCACCUCCCCCUAACCUUGUCCAAGCCCAAACCCCCGGGGGAACCCGAAAGGUGAGCUCAUAAAGUGAGACUCACAAAGACUUAACAGCUGUCCAGCUGAACAUUCAGUACAGUGUCAGGUACAGUUAUGCCUCUUUCGUUUAGUUGUUUUCAGAGGUUUCUUGUUUUGUUUUGCAGACUUGUUUUUUUUUAUGUGCUCCAUUGUGUGAAGUACACACUUCACUGACAUCACAGGGUGAGGUUUCAUCUUCUACGUGCUUGUA